AUUCACGUUGCUACGGCGACGAUGCAAGCAAGGCUACUGUUGGUUGCGCAGUCAUGACGUCCGGUGGAUAUAGGGAAUUCCGUAUGCACGGAGUGGAAGAACAGCCGAGUUCAGAACUCAUCAGCGAGAUCCGGACGAACAAAACUCGCAAGAAACAUUAUUUGGGACUUCGCCUUAAAUUAUUUUACAGUUGACGUUAUAGAAGUGUUGCUUAUGUACUUUAUCAAGCGUUGGCGUUGCGCAGAAGAUGUGUCCAUAUGUGCACUAAAAUAACAUUUGAUGCAACCUUCGAAAGUUGUAUCUAUCAAACCCAAUGACCCACACCUCAAACAUUAUUCAUAAACAUAAUAUUUGAGAGCUGCUCAAACAACUCAAACAGAGACGAAGACUGCGGACUUGCACAUAAGGGCAGCCAUGUUCCCUGAUGCCCUAGAGGCAGCUGGCCGGGUGGAAGGCUUGCCCCUGACCUCCCCCGCAACUCCAACCUUACCUGACCCUGAUGAAGAGGAAGGCCAGAGGGAGGUGAUGGCGUGGACCAGUCCCAGGCGGAGAGCUGGCCGCUACCGUCACAGCCUGCAGAUACUGAAGCCCUUCAGGAUAACACACAAGCACCAGCACCCAGUCGACAACACUGGUCUCUUCUCCUUCAUGACUCUGCACUGGCUCACCCCGCUCGCUCUGAGGGCCCACAAGACAUCCAGCCUCUCCAUAGACGAUGUAUGGGGCCUGUCCUGCCACGAGGCCUCUGAAUUCAACUGCCACAGACUGGAGAGCCUAUGGCAUGAUGAGCUGAAACAGAAGGGGAAAGAAGAGGCAUCCCUGUCCCGUGUCUUCUGGAGGUUCUGCCAGACCCGCAUGCUGGUCGCCAUCUUCUCCCUCCUCAUCACCAUGGUCACCGGCUUUGUGGGGCCCGCACUCCUGGUCCGUGCCCUGCUGGAGUAUUCUCAGAGUGCGGAGAGCUGGCUGCCCUACGGCCUCUCCCUGGUGGCGGGGAUCUUCUUGAUGGAGCUGAUGCGCUCCUGGUCGCUGGCACUCAUGUGGGCCGUCAAUUACCGCACCGCCACUCGCCUCCGGGGUGCAGCGCUCACAUUCGCCUUUCACAAGAUACUCCGCCUUCGCAGCACCAAAGACAUCAGUGCUGGAGAGCUGAUCAACAUCUGCUCCAGCGAUGGCCAGCGGGUAUACGAGGCAGUCUCAGUGGGCUGUCUGCUGGCCGGUGGCCCACUUGUGGGUAUCCUGGGUCUGUCCUACACCACUUACUUCCUGGGACCCACUGCAUUGGUUGGAUCAGCCAUCUUCGUCUUCUUCUACCCUGCUAUGAUGCUGGCAUCGCGUCUCACAGCGUAUUUCCGUAAGAAGUGCGUGGUAGUGACUGACCGGCGCGUGAGGCUCAUGAACGAGAUCCUUGGCUGUAUCAAGUUCAUCAAGAUGUACUGCUGGGAAAACGCUUUCACUCAGAACAUUCACAAGGUGCGAUCAGAGGAGAGGGGGAUAUUGGAGAGGGCUGGUUAUGUUCAGAGCCUCACAGUGGGCGUGGCUCCCAUAGUCGUGGUGAUUUCCAGUGUCUGCACAUUCACGCUACACAUGGCCUUGGGUUAUGACCUCACUGCAGCCCAGGCCUUCACCAUUGUUGCAGUCUUCAACUCAAUGACCUUUGCCCUCAAGGUCACGCCCUUGGCUGUAAGAGCUUUAUCAGAGGGUUCUGUGGCAGUCAACCGAUUUCAGAGACUCUUUUUGAUGGAGGACCGAGAGGUUGUAAUGGCCAAAACGGACAACCCUAUGAAUUCCGUGGAGUUCCGUGACGCCACGUUGGCUUGGGAGAAGGCCAAAGCUCCCGCCAAAGCCAUCACUGUCCCCAAGAAGAAAAGAGGCGGGAUGCGACGUGUGCUGCGCAAGGAGAAACUGAGCCUGUAUAUCAUUGCAGAGGAGGGUAAGGGGAACAACGAGGGUCCCAAUGGACAAAAUCUCCUCACCCACAUGGAACAGGAGAGCCCCCAGAGCACCAUCUCCUCCACCCAGAGCUCCACCAUCCGCCCGCCGCUGCACAAGACCCUGCAUCGCAUCGAUCUGUGCAUCAAGAAGGGGACGCUGGUAGGAAUCUGUGGAGGUGUGGGGAGCGGAAAGAGCUCGCUUCUGUCCGCUCUACUGGGACAGAUGACCCUGCUGGAGGGCAACGUGGCGGCCAGUGGCGGCUUUGCCUAUGUAGCUCAACAGGCCUGGAUCCUCAACGACUCACUGAGAGAGAACAUCCUGUUCGGAAAAGAAUACGAUGAAGACAAGUAUAAUUCUGUGCUCGAUGCCUGCUGCUUGAUCCCUGAUCUGACAGAGCUGCCCUAUGGGGAUAUGACUGAGAUAGGGGAGAGGGGUGCCAACCUGAGUGGCGGGCAACGCCAGCGGGUGAGCCUGGCACGUGCCCUGUACAGCGAGCGACCCAUCCUGCUCUUAGAUGACCCUCUUAGUGCUGUGGACGCCCACGUGGGCUCUCAGCUCUUCCACAACGCCAUCCGCACAGUGUCCAAGGGCAAGACCAUCAUCUUUGUCACACACCAGCUUCAGUACCUGGCAGAGUGUGACGACGUGAUUCUGAUGAAGGACGGGCAGAUUGCAGAGCAUGGCACCCACACCCAGCUCAUGGGCAGAGACCGUGACUACGCCACCCUCUUAAACAGUGUACAGCGUGAGAACCUGGUGAAAAAGAACCUGAAGAAUAAGGAGAAGAAGGAGGGAGAGGAAAAGGUUGAGUCCACCGCGACUGUAGCCAAAGUCGUCAGACCUCCGAUGGAGAAAAAGAAAGACCAGCUCAUGAAAGCGGAGGAGAAGGGCUCUGGCGGCGUGGCCUGGGAUGUGUACAAGGCCUACAUCAAAGCGGCUGGAGGCCCUUAUGCCUUCAUCAUCAACGUCAUCCUCUUCCUCUUCACCACCGGCAGCAUCGCCUUCAGUAACUGGUGGCUGAGCUACUGGAUCCGCCAGGGCAGCGGGAACACAUCAUUAAUCCUGGAGAACGAAACCAAUGAAACGGUGGCAGCGUUGGCAAACGAUAGCAUGAGGCUCAACCCUCAUGUUCAAUACUACUCAAGAGUUUAUGUGCUGUCCAUGGGGGCCGCUCUCUUCCUGAAGACAAUGAGGGGGCUAGUGUUCGUCAAGUGCACUGUUCGGGCUGCCUCGGUGCUCCACGACAAGCUAUUCCGCCGCCUCCUCCUGAGCCCCAUGCGCUUCUUUGACACGACACCGCUGGGCCGCAUCCUCAACCGCUUCUCCCGCGACAUGGACGAGGUGGAUGUCCGUCUGGCCAUGCAGGCUGAGAUGCUGCUCCAGAACCUGACCCUGGUGCUCUUCUGCCUGGCCAUGGUGGGCAUCGUAUUCCCCUGGUUCCUGCUCUCCCUCCUGCCCCUGGGAGCCUUCCUCCUCAUUGUCAACCGCGUCUCCAGUGUUCUGAUUCGUGAACUGAAGCGUCUAGAGAACAUCAGCCAAUCACCUUUCACUUCGCACAUCACCAGCAGUCUCCAGGGGCUGUCCACCAUUCACGCCUACGGCAGAGGGGACGACUUCUUGAACAGGUACCAGGCUUUACUGGACACCAACCAGGCCUCCCACUACCUGUUUAGCUGUGCUAUGCGCUGGCUGGCUGUACGACUGGACCUGAUCAGCAUUACUCUCAUCACCACUGUAGCCCUGUUCAUCGUUUUCAUGCACAACCAGAUCCCCCCAGCCUACGCAGGCUUGGCUAUAUCCUACGCCGUGCAGCUGACUGGUCUUUUCCAGUUCACCGUGAGGCUGCUGUCGGAGACUGAGGCUCGCUUCACAUCAGUGGAGAGGAUCAAUCAUUAUAUAAAGACCUUGGAGGGUGAAGCGCCGAGGCAGAUCAGUGGGCCAUCCUCUCCUGCCCCCUGCUGGCCAGAUAAGGGACGGAUCUCCUUCCAGGACGUGGAGAUGUGUUACCGGGACGACCUGCCGAUGGUGCUCAAGAAACUCUCCUUUAACAUCCUGCCAGAGGAGACCAUCGGAAUUGUGGGUCGCACUGGUUCAGGGAAGUCAUCACUGGGCGUAUCUUUCUUCAGACUGGUGGAGCUGACUGGGGGCUCCAUCACCAUCGACGGCAUCAACAUUGCCCAGAUUGGAUUGGACGACCUGAGAAGCAAGCUGUCAAUCAUUCCCCAGGAGCCCGUUCUCUUCAUUGGCACCAUCAAGUCCAAUCUGGACCCAUGGAAUCAAUACUCAGAUGCCCAGAUCUGGGAUGCACUUGAGAGGACCCAUAUAAAGGAGAUGAUCAGCCAACUGCCCCAUUCCCUCCAGUCCGAGGUGACAGAGAACGGAGAGAACUUCUCAGUGGGAGAGAGACAACUACUGUGUGUGGCAAGAGCACUGCUUAGACACAGUAAGAUCUUGCUGUUGGACGAGGCGACGGCAGCCAUUGACGCAGAGACAGACCGGCUGAUUCAGGAGACCAUCCGCGAGUCGUUCAGCGGCUGCACCACACUGAUCAUCGCUCAUCGCCUCAACACUGUGAUGAGCUGUAACAGGAUCAUGGUGUUGGACCAGGGACAGAUUUUGGAAUUCGACACCCCUGCUGCCCUGCUGGCAGACGUCAACUCCAGAUUCCGGGCCAUGAUCGGGGCAUUUGACGGCAAGCUCAGUAACACAGAGAAGUGACCCCAGUCGAAUGGGUACAAAGGAGCUCUUAUAAAACAGGCAAUGCAGCAGAGGACCUCACUUGCACAAACUUUGAAGAUGAACAUCCCAAUCUUUCCAUGGAGCGAGGAAGAUGCGGUAUUUUAAAAGGCAAUAGUAGAGGUUCUUACAAUUGCUGCUAAAUCUAGAGAAGUCUGUUGAUGUCAAAAACCAAUGAUGACUUCAUGACUAUGAUGAUGAUGACAAUGUUCCAAAAGAUGCAUCAAAGAUGUGGAUCUAUGGAAAGUUGGGAGUAUCAUACCUGCUGACCUUUGCUGCUGUGUGGAAAGAGAGAAUUUCUCUGAGGCCAAAAGAGCAAGUGCAAACGAAGGGGAACAGAGCCAUGACUCUACAAUGGCAGUUUAAAUUCCAUGAAAUACUGAAGCUUUUGAUAACACUGAAUGUUGCUUCACCCUCUCUCGACAGUGCUAUCAAUGAGACUCGGAAGAGAACAUUCUCUAUCUGUUUCACUGAUAUAAUUACAAGGAAACCUACAGGUAAGUGCCAAAAUAAAGGAAACACCGACUUUAAAGUGUCUUGGGCCACCACGAGCCACCAAAACAGCUGCAAUGCACC
Molecule: messenger RNA, 5244 nt
Organism: Coregonus clupeaformis (lake whitefish)
Lineage: Eukaryota; Metazoa; Chordata; Actinopteri; Salmoniformes; Salmonidae
Product: multidrug resistance-associated protein 5
Exons: 29
Coding region: 415-4650 (1411 amino acids)
Biological process (GO): transmembrane transport
Cellular component (GO): membrane
Molecular function (GO): ATP binding; ATP hydrolysis activity; ABC-type transporter activity
Source: RefSeq, a predicted model, not a curated record